UUGAAAGGUUAUGAACUAUGUCUUUCCUUAAACAACAAAAGAAAUCACUUAACGUCAGUUGCCUAAUUCCUACAUAGUACCUAGAAGGCUAGAACUCUUCUUGUCUUUGGUUUUUCCUUCUUUUUUUUGUUUGCUCAAAGACCUUUAUUUCAGUUCUUCAAUCUUCUUCAUUCACCCACUUAUCAUUGCACAAGUUCCUUUGAUCUUUGUUGUUAGGUUCUUUCAAGUUCCUUUUAAGUUUAAACACUCAUCUGAGAGGUUGGGUUUCUUCCAAUGGGACCCAUUAAAGGGUUCAAGAGAAGGAAAAAAACAGCAGACAAGAAGGUGGUUGACCACAAUGUCUUGCCUUCUUCUUUAGGGUCUCAACCUCAGCCUUUGGAUUGGUGGGAUGAGUUCUCCAACAGGAUUUCAGGUCCUUUAUCCCAAUCAAAGGGUUCACAAAGUUUUGAAUCGGUUUUCAGAAUUUCGAGAAAGACAUUCAACUACAUCUGUUCGCUAGUGAAGGACGAUCUGAUGGCUAGGCAAUCGAGCUACACUGAUAUAUAUGGCAAGCCUUUGUCUCUAAAUGAUCAAGUUGCCGUUGCUCUUAGAAGGCUUAGCUCUGGUGAGUCAUUAUCGAUAAUUGGUGAUACUUUUGGGAUGAAUCAAUCAACUGUUUCUCAGAUAACCUGGCGGUUUGUGGAAUCAAUGGAGGAAAGAGGGCUGCAUCAUCUCAGUUGGCCUUCAACCGAAGAAGAGAUGGAACAAAUUAAGUCAAAGUUCGAGAAAAUACGGGGCCUUCCUAAUUGCUGCGGUGCGAUCGACAUCACACACAUUGUCAUGACUCUGCCUACAAUGGACCCUUCGAAUCAUGUCUGGUUUGAUCGGGAGAAGAACUACAGCAUGGUCUUGCAGGCAGUUGUGGACCCUGAGAUGAGAUUCCGUGAUGUGAUUGUUGGGUGGCCAGGAAGUUUAAGUGAUGCCGUUGUCCUACAGAGCUCAGGUUUAUUCAGACUUUCCGAAGAAGGAAAGAGGCUAAACGGAAAGAAGCUAAACAUUUCAGAAGGAACAGAAAUAAGAGAAUAUAUAAUAGGGGAUGCAGGUUUUCCCCUAUUGCCGUGGCUUUUUACUCCUUAUCAAGGGAAAAGCCUCUCAGAUCUUCAAAUUGAGUUCAAUAAACGACAUGCUGCAACCAGAAUGGUAGCCGAGAUGGCUCUGGCAAGGCUCAAGGAGAUGUGGAGAAUAAUACAUGGGGUGAUGUGGAUGCCCGAUAGGAACAGAUUGCCGAGAAUCAUUCUUGUUUGCUGCUUGUUGCACAACAUUCUUAUCGAUCUUGAGGACGAAGUGCUGGAUGAUAUGUCAUUGUCCCAUCAGCAUGACAUUGAUUAUCAUCGACAAAAUUGUGAAUCAUUCGACCAAUCUGCCUCGAUCACGAGAGACAAACUUUCUCUCUACUUAACAGGAAAAUUGCCACCUUGAAAGUACCUCGAUAAUUUUCCCAGGUAUUUCGAUUGCACAUCAAGGUUAUCUAUUUUAACUCGAAAAUGAAACGAGUUCCAAGACAUAAAUUUCUGUUGAUUUAUGUCUAUUAGUCGAACCAGAAAGUACUAUUCCGAAGCAGCUUAUCUAUUUUCCGCUUUGAUAGCGUAGCAUGUUGUUUGUAAUUUCUGAUAUUCUUCAAAUUGUGCAGACAUGGAUGAUUAUUUAAAGCUGUAGUCCUUGUUGAGUCAAGUUCAAUCAAUGGAGCAAGCUGAGUUUGAGAA
Gossypium arboreum is the source of this 1742-nucleotide messenger RNA. Its product is annotated as protein ALP1-like. The coding region runs from base 274 to 1458 and encodes 394 amino acids. The transcript is spliced from 2 exons. The record is from RefSeq and is a predicted model, not a curated record. NCBI's taxonomy places the organism in Eukaryota, Viridiplantae, Streptophyta, Magnoliopsida, Malvales, Malvaceae.